CGCCCACGGUCACACUGUCCAUUGACAAUAUUAGCGUUCCAAAAAAAAAACAACAACAAAACACUGCUUGUUUCCACGGCUAUCGAGCUUAAACACAAAAUAGCACGUGUCCGCGGCCACCGGGGACACAAAAUAUGUCCAACGGGCGCUACGGAAGAUUCGGAGCACUCAUCGGCGUCGCCUGCGUGAGCAGCACCCACUGCCGGUUUCUGAUUUACUCAACCAAAAAUGCGGAGGUUCUGGCCUACCAUGAGCUCAAGCUGCGCCAGAUUGUCCACCAGUCGGGAUGGAUGGAGUACGAUCCAUCGGAGAUAUGGAAGAACACGCAGGAGUGCAUUGAGGUCGCCUACAAGAACCUGGUGAUACUGGAAAUCAACCCGCAUGAUAUCAUCGCAAUGGGAAUCGUAAAUCAGAGGGGCACAUCGGUGCUGUGGAACAAGCAGACGGGUCAGCCCCUGCACAAUGCCAUCGGCUGGUCCGAUUGCAGGAGCACCCCGAUCCUGAAGAACCUGCUCCACAAUGUCCGGCACAAUGUGGACUACGUGCGGUACCGUAGUGGUCUGCCCCUGAGCAGCUGCUUUAGUGCUCUGAAGAUUCGCUGGCUGAUGGAUCACAUUCCAUCUGUCGCCACUGCCAUUGAAGAGAACAAGGUCCUUUUUGGCACCCUUGACUCCUGGCUGCUGUGGAACCUCACUGGCGGCGUGGAAACGGGUGUGCACUCCACGGACCUCACCAAUGCCCACUACACCUCCCUUAUGAACUUAUCCACGCAACAGUGGGAUCCCAAGCUCUGCCAGUUUUAUAAGCUGCCCAUGAACAUACUGCCCCGUAUACGUUCCAAUUCCGAGAUAUUCGGAUAUGUGCUGGAGGGUCCUUUGCUGGGCAUCCCCAUUGCGGGCAUGAUGGGAGAGCAGCCCGCCAGUUUGCUGGGACAGCUGUGCGUGAAAGCCGGACAGAAUGUGUGCACCCUGGACGACAGUUGCUUCGUGCUGCUGAACACGGCCAAGGAGAAAUUGGACUCGGCCAACGGACUGAUCACGGGCAUAGCGCACAAGCUGGGCGAGAAGGAGGCAACCAACUACACGCUCGAGGGAGCCAUCUCCAAUGCUGGAUCCACGGUGACCUGGUUGCGGGAGAAGCUGCAGAUCAACACUGAGAUUAAUUCCAACGACAAUGUGGUGGAGUCCCUGAACACAUUCAUAGGCGAGAACUCGAUGAUCUCCUCCUCCUGUUCGUCGUCCAUGCUAAAUGCCGAGUGUGGACUGGCGGCCAAGCGGUCGGAGAUCACGUUUGUGCCGGCCUUUCAUGGCAUGUAUGCUCCCUAUUGGCGACACGAUGCCAGGGGCAUUAUUUUGGGACUCACCAGCCAGACCUCGGCGGAGAACAUUACACAAGCGGCGUACGAGGCGACUGGCUUCCAGAUCUUUGAAGUUCUACAGGCCUUCAAGCGGGACACGCCCAACUGGGACCGCUCCUGCAUGCAGCCUGUGCUCACGUUUGGCGGCGAUUACGCCGAAAACUCGCAUUUGGUGCAGUUCAUCGCGGACAUUAUUGGCUACAUGCUGGAGCGGCCACAGACCACUUCGCCUGCAGGUUUGGGCGUUAUGAUAGCCGCGGGCGUGACGAUGAAAGUGGUGUCCCUGCAGUACGCCGUGAAAAUGUACGCCCCGCCCACGGAUGUCUUUUCGCCCACCACAACAAAAAAUCGUCGAGAGCUGCUCUACAGGCGCUGGGAUUAUGCGGUGAAGAGGUGUCUGCACUGGAACAACUACGAAACCUACGAGGCCGAUGUCGAGCUGUUUGCCCAAAGAGAACUUGAUCCCAAUUUACCCGUUCGACGUUCUAUACCCGGUAGUUUGUUCCUGACCUCGUCGUUUGCCCUAAUACUACUGGCCAACUAUCUGAAGAACAAUCCCCUGAAUUAGUAUCAGUCGAGUUAGGGAACAGGCGCAGUUCAAUCUAGUCAACUGAACACGUUUAACUGUGUGCAUUAAAAUUUAUUGUUUAGUUUAGCAUGUAAUCUUAUAUAGUUGCUUUGAUAUGUAUAUACAAUCCCUUUAGUUUUUUUCGCCCGAGUUGUAGAUCAAAAUAUUUGUGAUUCACCUAUAUACACCACUAUAGAUAUACAUUUUUUUCUUAAGAUCAUUGUGUUCUGCCUUUGUUGAACAUUCACUUUAAGCUGUGCGUAUUUAUUUCAAAACCCAAAGACAAUGGUUAAAGCUGUUAAGAGAUGAGCACAAAAAGUCCACAUCCUGAAUGCGUUGUAGAAAGUUAAUCUGAGUAAACCAGGAGAACGUGAAAGCAAA
This is a messenger RNA of Drosophila rhopaloa, 2306 nucleotides long. RefSeq names its product glycerol kinase. Gene Ontology annotation, molecular function: phosphotransferase activity, alcohol group as acceptor; kinase activity. The transcript has 4 exons. Bases 135 to 1925 code for a protein of 596 amino acids. Lineage: Eukaryota; Metazoa; Arthropoda; Insecta; Diptera; Drosophilidae. Gene Ontology annotation, cellular component: mitochondrion. The record is from RefSeq and is a predicted model, not a curated record. Gene Ontology annotation, biological process: triglyceride metabolic process; glycerol metabolic process; glycerol-3-phosphate biosynthetic process.